Molecule: messenger RNA, 2103 nt
Organism: Dioszegia hungarica
Lineage: Eukaryota; Fungi; Basidiomycota; Tremellomycetes; Tremellales; Bulleribasidiaceae
Product: putative general transcriptional repressor
Exons: 11
Coding region: 1-2103 (700 amino acids)
Molecular function (GO): protein binding
Source: RefSeq, a predicted model, not a curated record
AUGGAUGGGAGCCGGGCCGGAAGUGAGAAGGAUGGGACGCGCGCGGAUGGGCGAAGGGACUGGACAGUCCCAGAGUGUUCACAUCUAGAAUUGGUCCCCAGGGAAGCUGGCCAGGAUUGGAGAGUAGCGCGUUUUGGAAUGAUGGGCAAGCGGUGUCAAGGCAGUAGCGCGUCUCUGGCGAAAGAGUCGCACCACCGCCUUCCCAUCACAUCCUCUGCACCGAUGCCCUCCGUCCUCAUCGGCGGUCCCUCCGCCGGCGGAGGACUAGGCGGUGGUCCUGCUGGCGGAGGCGGCGGAGUAGGAGGAAAUGGACAAGGAGGACCCGGAGGAGGUGGUGCAGGCGGGAAUGGCCGUCUCCUGGAGUUGUUGGAUGCUGUCAAGGCCGAGUUUGAGGUGGCGGGCCAGGAGGGGGGACAGUGGAGAGCCCAGAGGGAUGAAUAUGAGGGGAAACUCCAAGCACAAAUCGGGGAACUCGGCUUGAUCCGACAAGCGCUGUACGAGCUGGAGACUCAGCACAACAAGGUCCGGCAAGACUACGAAGCCGAGAUCGCCCGGCUCCGGACGGAAAUAACAGCCCUCAAACUCGCCGCUGAUCCCGAUGGGACGGGCGCGGGCGGUGGCGCUGGCGGCGCAGGGGGAAGCGCCAAAGGCCCCGCAUUGGACUUACCGCCCAAACCGCCCGCGCCAGACUUGCCGAGACCGGAGGGGGUUAAAGAAGGGAUGUUGACGGGGCUGCCGGGGCCGCCGUUGAAUGGGCAGGCGGGUGGAGUGGGGGGGCUGGGGUUGGAGAAUACGUCUGCGCCUCGCUCACCCUACCCACCGGCCCAGACCGCGCCUUAUCGCCCACCGUCCGUCCCCGCCGGACACAGGUCUGCACAGACCGAUCACCGUCCUUCUCAGCCACCCUCUGCCGCUCCGCCCGCGCCCGCGCCCGCGCCCACGCAGUCGCAAGCGCUCACGUCAACAACAGCCGCCGCUGCUACGCCGUCAGGACCCCUCUCCCCGCCUGUGUUGCUCUCUGACCUGGACCCGGAAAAUGUCUCCAGGGAGUUGAAGAAGGAGGGGUCGGAUUGGUUUGCGGUUUGGAGCAGCCAGAGUAAGAAGAUUUUGGAUGUGGGGUUGGUGCAUACUUUGAACCAUGAGACAGUCGUGUGCUGUGUCAAGUUCAGCAAUGAUGGGAAAUUCCUGGCGACGGGGUGUAAUCGUACCGCGCAGAUAUACGACGUCAAGACGGGUGGGAAGGUGUGUGUCCUGCUCGACGAACAGACAACGCGCUCGGGGGAUCUGUACAUCCGGAGUAUCUGUUUCUCGCCUGAUGGCAAGUAUCUCGCGACCGGGGCGGAGGACCGGCAAAUUCGAAUCUGGGACAUCAAGCAAAAACGCAUCCGACACCUCCUCCAGGGUCACAUGCAAGAAAUCUACUCGCUCGACUUUUCGCGAGACGGCAGGUUCCUCGUUUCGGGCUCGGGGGACAAGUCGGCCCGGAUCUGGGAUAUCGAGAAGGGAGUGUGUGUGUUUGAUUUGAGGAUUGAGGACUUUAUACAUAAUGAGCAUGGGCCGAUCGAUGCCGGGAUCACGAGCGUGGCGUUGUCACCCGAUGGAAAACUCGUCGCUGCUGGAAGCCUGGAUACGAUGGUUCGCGUGUGGAAUGUCUCGACAGGGCAGCAGGUGGAGAGGCUCAAGGGGCACAAGGAUUCAGUGUACAGCGUGGCCUUCUCGCCCGAUGGCAAGUCGCUCGUCUCUGGCUCGCUCGACCGCACGCUCCGAGUCUGGGACCUCACGCAGACCAAGCGCGCAGUCGAGGGUGUUCCUCACGGAAGUAAAGACUCUGAGAAGGGUCUGGGGACAUGUCAGAGUACGCUGAACGGGCACAAGGACUACGUCCUCUCAGUCGCCAUCUCCCCUGAUGGUCAAUGGGUCGUCUCCGGGUCCAAAGACCGCUCGAUCCAGUUCUGGAAUAUCGCCACGGGACAAGCACAGUUUAUGCUCCAGGGCCACAAGAACUCGGUCAUUAGUAUCGACCUGGCGAGGAGCGGGCAGUACCUCGCGAGUGGGAGUGGGGACUGUAUGGCCAGGAUAUGGAAGUAUGAGGCUUUUGCGUAG